UCCAAUAGGUUAAGCAUUUGGAGUAGAUGGUUGUUUAACAUUAACAAGUGCCACAGCCUUAAAUUCCAUGCAGAUUGGCUAUCAGAUGUGUUACUUGUUGGAAUAAUAUGUUUUUAUUCUGGCAUUUGUGUUAUACAGUCUUGUAAACUGUCACAUUUGAUUUGGCCCAACAUUAGUAGAGAAGCUGAAAACUUCUACCGCGAUGUGUUGAUAUGGUAUAUGCUGCAUAAUGCUUGCAUUCUUCCUGCAGUUAUCCUUGUGGAUUUUCCUUCUUUUUUUUUUGUUAUUUACAUUGAUUUCAGCUAGUAUAGUCAUGUUAUAAUGAGUGGUUUGAUUCAGAAUUUGUCUUCGUAACCAAAAAAUAUGGAAGCACAGGCAAGGCAUGGAACUCGUGCCCCUACAAAGAAAAGGAUGCGGGAAUUAGAAUCUUUAGAGGCCCACUUGGAGGUCCUUCUACAAGAUGCAAAAGAACUGAAAUUGUCCUUUGCAGAAAGUUCCUGCCUGGUUAUGGAAAUGGGAAUCUCCUUGGAGAGAAGCAGAGAAAGAUUUCCUGAACUGUUUAAAGAGGAUUACCACCCAGAUGUAUAUCUCAUAAAAACCACCCAGGUCCCUCGGGCAUCAGCUAGUGCCGUGGCAUUUGGCAUGGGGCUUUUUAGUGGGAAAGGAAAUCUUGGACCACAACAUCAUCGAGCUUUUGCAGUUACAAGUGAAAGUCGUGCAAGUGAUAUAAUGCUGAGAUUUCAUGAUUGUUGCCAAAAUUACAAGGCUUUUAGGAAAAGUCAGGAGCCUACUGUUCAUAAACUUAAGGAACCCAUCUUAGAUGAGAUUAUGCGUGCAUUAGUAAGGCGAUAUGAGCUAAAUUUUACAAGGCAGGAUACCUCUUCCUCUGGUUUUUAUGCAAACAG
This is a messenger RNA of Ilex paraguariensis (yerba mate), 905 nucleotides long. The record is from the annotation of a GenBank genome assembly. NCBI's taxonomy places the organism in Eukaryota, Viridiplantae, Streptophyta, Magnoliopsida, Aquifoliales, Aquifoliaceae.